This is a messenger RNA of Boeremia exigua, 1659 nucleotides long. RefSeq names its product cyclophilin-like domain-containing protein. The record is from RefSeq and is a predicted model, not a curated record. Gene Ontology annotation, cellular component: nucleus. Gene Ontology annotation, molecular function: peptidyl-prolyl cis-trans isomerase activity; RNA binding. Bases 11 to 1438 code for a protein of 475 amino acids. Gene Ontology annotation, biological process: protein peptidyl-prolyl isomerization. The transcript has 2 exons. Lineage: Eukaryota; Fungi; Ascomycota; Dothideomycetes; Pleosporales; Didymellaceae.
CGCGUAAACCAUGUCUGUGCUUCUCGAAACGUCGCUUGGUGACAUUACUAUUGAUCUUCUGGUGGACGACGCGCCGAAAUGCUGUGAGAACUUUCUGAAGCUAUGCAAAUUGAAGUACUACAACUUCUCGCCUGUGCAUAGCGUCCAGCCCAACUUCUCAUUCCAGACCGGUGACCCCAUUGGCCCGGGGUCGAGGGACAGCGAUGGCGGCAGCUCAGUUUGGGGCUUGCUUGAUCCCUCAAGCUCAGGCAACAAAAACUUUGCGCCAGAGUUCAAGCACAAGCUGAGGCAUGCUGAGAUGGGCACGGUCAGCAUGGCCACAGCACCAAACCCAGACAACCCAGACGAACGAUUCGCCGGCAGCCAGUUCAUUAUCACACUCGGCCCAAACAUCGAUUUCCUCGACGGCAAGGCCGCCAUAUUUGGCACAGUUGUCGAGGGCUUCGAUGCUCUUGAGAAGAUCAACACGGCAUAUGUUGACGACAAGGGCCAGCCUCUCAAAGAUAUUCGCAUACUGCACACGGUUGUGUUGGACGACCCCUACGACGACCCUGCUGGCCUUGUAGAACCACCAGAGAGCCCAGUCCCGUCCGCCGCGCAACUCGCGACAGUCCGUGUAGCCUACGAUGAGAACCUUGAGGAGGAGAUGGACCCAGAAGCGCUGGAAAAGGUCCGAAGGGAACGAGAAGCGCGUGCCCAAGCCCUGACGCUUGAGAUGGUUGGCGACCUGCCGUUUGCCGAAGUUGCACCGCCCGAGAAUGUGCUAUUCGUGUGCAAACUCAAUCCUGUUACACAAGACGAAGACCUUGAGCUCAUCUUCUCACGAUUCGGCAAGAUCGUAAGCUGCGAAGUCAUCCGCGAUAAGCGCACCGGCGACAGCCUGCAGUACGCCUUCAUCGAGUACUCGAACCAAAAGGAGUGCGAACAAGCCUACUUCAAGAUGGACGGCGUAUUGAUAGACGACCACCGCAUUCACGUCGACUUCUCUCAGAGUGUCUCCAAGAUCGCCGAUGACUGGCGCGACGUGACCAACCAAAAGCGAAGACGCGCAGCAGGCGGCUUCGGCGGUAUCGACAACCUCGAAAAGAAGACACAAUACCGCCAGCGAGGUGGACGCGAACUCGUCUCAGACUCGGUCGUCAACAACCUCGUAGUCGACCGCGACCCUGCCCCAGACCCCAAGCCCCGCGAUGACAGAGACCGCCGACGCGACGGCGCACAACGCCGCGAGCGCAGAGACGAAUACCACGACGACCGCCACAAGCGCAACCGCAGUCGCAGCCGCAGCCGCAGCCCCCAGCGCUCCCACCGCGACCGCAGCGACGGCCGCUACGAACCCUCGCAGCGCUCCCGCACGCGCAGCCCGCGCCGCCGCGACGAUCCACGCCCGCGCAGCCGCGACCGCUACCGGCGGGACGACAGAGACCGACGGCGUUAGCCCCUCCCAUUUCCUUGUCUAAGCCAGCACUGUACCAACUAGCACUGUACCAUACUGCCCCGCGUGGGCCCAAAGAAAGACAUCGUCUACAAUCCCCCUUCCGCCGCCACCAGGCGCACAACCCUGCCCGACCGUGACACAAAACCCGCAACCCCUGCGCCCGCGCCCGCUACCUCGUGCAAACACCACGCCCUCCCCGCUGCUGCGGGCCCGCCUACCUU